Messenger RNA from Zingiber officinale, 1357 nucleotides. RefSeq lists its product as uncharacterized. The record is from RefSeq and is a predicted model, not a curated record. Bases 332 to 1303 code for a protein of 323 amino acids. Lineage: Eukaryota; Viridiplantae; Streptophyta; Magnoliopsida; Zingiberales; Zingiberaceae. The transcript is spliced from 3 exons.
CAAUGCGGGGGGUCACGUUUUGUUUCUAAAACUAGAAAAACAUAAAACGAAAGCAAUGCCCUAGGAAAAACGUCGGCCUUCCCUGCCCGCCGGCAUUGCCCAUCGCCUUCGAUCCUCCUCACCGUCCUUGUCCUCUUCUGUACUCUCUCUCUCUCUCUCUGCGCUAUACCUCAAAAUCAAUUCGAAUGGAACUUGUUAGCUUUGGUUGUGCUGCAGGCUGUCGCCUCACGAUAUCAUACUCACCAAAUCUCUUGUUCGUCAUUUUUCUCUUCCCCUGUUUCGAUAGGAUAAUUGAUUCGAGGCAGAAAAAAAUAACAUUCUAGCCUCUCAUAUGGCUGAUAUGGGAAGUGAUUUGCAAGGGGGGGAAGACAAUGAUAUUGAUGUAGUUGAAGAGGGUGGUUUUAAUGUAAGUGUAUGGCCAGAUGAGAUCGAAGAGAGGUUCAUCAUGAUCAUGGAGGCUGAAGUUGCUAAAGGCAACAGAACAUCAACAACAUUUUCAAAGCCUGCUUGGCGUACCAUAGAGGAAGCACUCAAUGCACAAACAAAAAGACACUACACUCAUACACAACUCAGAAAUAAAUUUAAUCAGCUAAGAGCCCGACAAAGGGAAUUUUCAAACCUAAUAAAGGAGUCCGGACUUAGCUGGAACUCUAUGACAGGCUCUGUAUCUGCUAGUGAUGAAGUGUGGGAACGUUUAUGUAAGGUGUACAAAUCUGCAAAGAGAUUCCGUAAGAAGGGAUGCCCAAUAUUUAAUAAAUUAUGUUAUAUAUAUGGAGACAUGGCAACGUCUGAUUUUAACCAGAAUAUUUCAAGUUGUGACCCCCAUAUAACUAACAAUCCUCUUUUGAAUGGUGAUUCCCUGGACAAUGAUGAUAGAGAGGAAGUGGAGGGAAGGAAUUUGGAAGCAUCAUUUACUGAGAACUCUGGUGGUCCCCGUGCACUGCCUGCCAUUCCUAUACGAAGCCAGUCUUGCACUCCAUCGAUCUCUCAUCGGGCAAAGAAAACUACUUAUUCGAUUCUGUCUCCUUGUGUGAAUUCUUCAAGUGAAAAUCUGAAGAUGUCUGGGGCUACAGAUAAAAAAUUGGAAACUACUUCCUCACCAUCUAGGUCAGUUUCUGCAACAGGAGCUAGUCUCAAGAUGCUUAUAGUAGAGAGCAUGCAAGCACUUAAUGCAUUAGAAGGGAUAGAUGGACUGGCUUAUUCAAAGGCAGUGGAGAGAUUUCAUGAGGAUUAUAUGUGGAUGGAGUUAUUUCUGCAGAUGACAGAUGAGAGGAAAAAAGAUUGGGUUUUGAACAUAAAAUAGUGUUGAUGUAGUAUCUACUUUAUUACCUUCUAUUCUUUAGCCCUUUCUUUAGGA